Messenger RNA from Mesocestoides corti, 609 nucleotides. The record is from the annotation of a GenBank genome assembly. NCBI's taxonomy places the organism in Eukaryota, Metazoa, Platyhelminthes, Cestoda, Cyclophyllidea, Mesocestoididae.
AUAUCCAAGUUGCCGGGUUUCCCAAGUUGUUGUAGACAAAAAGUCACAGUUAAUAGUGAAUUCCUAAUGUGGUGUUUCAUAAAACACCCGUUUGGUCGGCGACUCGAAUCUCUGUCAGUUGUGGAGGGGGGGAUUAUAAGGUCCCACUUGAGCAUGAGGUUUUGGUUGUUUUUGUGUAGAGAAACAGCUGAUGCGAUUGUUACUGGCAGAGGUGGCCAGGUGGAGAGACUGGUGGUUGCCGCCCUGGAGAUAUCGAGUUCCACGACCCAGUUGUUGGUGUCCAGCCGUGUGAAAGCUAGCACCACAUCGAAGUGCCUCGCUGGUCUGGAGAAUGCAGCCAAGGAGGUAUCGAAAAUGACAGGCAAAGUUGUUGCUGCCGCCAACAACGCCUCUUCCACUGACAAGCAGUUGGGUAAGCUUAAUAACAUGGAUUUCGCGAAGCUCUCCUUCACUCAGGCCCACAAAGAGGAAGUCGACACUCAAGUACGCGUUCUCGAGCUAGAAGCGCAACUCACAGCAGAGAGAAUGCGGUUGGCCGGAAUUCGACGAUUCAAUUACUCGAAUUCAGCCGAAUUCGAACAGGUGAGGCCCCGGCGUUGUUCACCUUGA